Molecule: messenger RNA, 977 nt
Organism: Artibeus jamaicensis (Jamaican fruit-eating bat)
Lineage: Eukaryota; Metazoa; Chordata; Mammalia; Chiroptera; Phyllostomidae
Gene: CUNHXorf58
Product: chromosome unknown CXorf58 homolog
Source: RefSeq, a predicted model, not a curated record
GCGAAUCGGCUUUCCCCGCCCAGAUUGGGCGCCAAGUAACGCGGGCUGAGAAUUUGUGCUCUAGGCCACCGCUCGGGGGCGCCCGGUGGACCUUGGGCGGCUGGAAAGCCUCGGAGCCCCCGGAACCGCCGAGUUUGGAACCUGGAUUUACCUCCCCAAAGAGUGCUUUGGUAGAAGAAAGAUGAAUCGUUUCUCAAAGGCAGCAAUUACUGGUGCUCGAAAAUCAGUUCAUCCAAGCUGGGUAAAAGGCCACAGAGUAAUUUUGCCAAGUAUUGAAAGGAAAAAGAAAGCAUCCCUAAGUCAGAAAGAUAUUGCAGCUCUAACAAUACAAAGAGCUUGGCUAUCUCAUAUGGACAAAAGAGUAUUUUAUCUCCUAAAGCACACAAUUUUUGCAGCGGCAUCCACUGAUGCUUGCAAAUUACUGGGGAAGAAGUUGUUUCAUGAACAAAUUGUGCAAGAUGAACGUCUUUCCCCGGAGUUCAAAACAACUGAUGAAACAGACAUGGUCACCUUGCAGGAUGGCGUGAGAUAUUGUAGCCUACUGGAUAAGAUCCCUGCAUCUUCUGGUGGAAGAAAUAACAGUUGCAGAAGAGUAAGCCUCGAUGACAUUCCCAGGACAAGGAUAAUGUAUGCAGAAUUGGGAAUAAUCUCAAACCGUCUAUGAAAAGAAGCGAAGCAUCUGUUACAGAGACCACAAACAGAAGACAUACUCCAGGACCAGCUACAUGUUGCUUCUGAAGUUAGGUACAGUUCGUAUGUGUCAAGGAACCAAACUUUAUAUCGGCCCCACCAACAGCAAAGUCAGAUUAAACAAAUGGGUUGUCGAUCCAAGCAAGCAAAAAUGAAAGUUGAAAAAAUGAAAAAAGCUUAUGGAAUGGCAAGAGAAAUAAACACUUCUGUGGGGACUGUUCUGCUUGCUUAUUAAUACACCGAGGCCAUCUCUUUCCCAGAGGAUCUGGCAGCAGUCAACACACUAG